Molecule: messenger RNA, 1018 nt
Organism: Trichechus manatus latirostris (Florida manatee)
Lineage: Eukaryota; Metazoa; Chordata; Mammalia; Sirenia; Trichechidae
Product: olfactory receptor 5B3-like
Exons: 1
Coding region: 74-1018 (314 amino acids)
Biological process (GO): sensory perception of smell; G protein-coupled receptor signaling pathway
Cellular component (GO): membrane
Molecular function (GO): odorant binding; G protein-coupled receptor activity; olfactory receptor activity
Source: RefSeq, a predicted model, not a curated record
UCUUUUCUGUUUACCAUUCUGUUCUAUUAUUCCUUCUUGAUACAGGGCAUCUCUUGAUUACCAAAUAACAGCAAUGGAGAAUCGAACAGAAAUCACUCAGUUCAUCCUGCUAGGACUAACCAAGACCCCGGAGCUUCAAUUCCCCCUCUUUAUAAUGUUCACUCUCAUUUACCUCAUCAACAUGCUUGGGAACCUGGGGGUGAUUGUGUUGAUUUUGACAGACUCUCGUCUCCACACUCCCAUGUACUUUUUUCUCAGUAACUUGUCUCUGGUGGACCUUUGUUACUCUUCAACUGUCACUCCCACUGUGUUGGCUGGGUUCCUUUCAGGAGACAAUGUCAUCUCCUACAAUGCAUGUGCUGCUCAGAUGUUCUUUUUUGCAGGAUUUGCUUCUGUGGAAAAUUUCCUGUUGGCCUCAAUGGCCUAUGACCGUUAUGCAGCAGUGUGUAAACCCCUGCAUUACAGCAACACCAUGACAACAGGUCUGUGUGUAUGUCUGGCUAUAGGUUCCUAUGUUGGUGGUUUUGUGAAUGGCUCCAUUCACACUGGGGUCACAUUCCAUCUCUCGUUCUGUAUGUCCAACGUGGUCCAUCACUUUUUCUGUGAUGUUCCGGCAGUCAGGGUUCUCUCUUGCUCUGACAGACAUGUUACUGAGAUGGUUCUUGUUUUUACGGUAAGCUCCAUUGUCUUUUUUGCUCUUAUGGUUAUCUUGAUAUCCUACCUAUUCAUAUUUAUAACCAUCCUAAAUAUGCGCUCAGCUGAAGGAUAUCGAAAGGCUUUAUCCACCUGUGCUUCUCACUUUAUUGCAGUCUCCAUCUUCUAUGGGACAUGCAUCUUCGUGUACAUGCAGCCCAGCUCCAGUCAUUCCAUGGACAAAGACAAAAUGGCAUCUGUGUUCUAUACUAUGGUCAUCCCCAUGAUAAACCCUCUGGUCUACAGCCUGAGGAACAAGAAUGUACACAGUGCAUUCCAGAAGGUUAUUGAGAAGGCAAAAUUGUCUCCAUGCUUAACUUUUUAA